AUGGAAAUUCACACCACGAUACCACUAGACAAUAGUGGCCGUGGCCCUCUCCGAGUCCCUGGUUUCAACGGCCUCCCAAUUCAUUAUAAACUCAAACCCCAGGGUCGAUUUGCGCACGGCGAGCGCGAGUGGCGACAGAUGCCCGCGGUGACUGCUCGUGAACGAGCCAUGGUAGACUUAAUCAACAAAGUGACAGACAAACCCGGUUGGCAUCUUGAAAUUUUUAACGACGAGUUUGUCGAUAGGUGGCGAGAUAAAGCCUUCAAGACCAGUUCGCUUAUGAGUGAAAAGGCUUGGAGCUGGUGCCUGUCGGAAUUGCGUGAUAAAGCUAUUUACUUUCGCGAAACUCAGCAUUCACUUGCUGCUUCGUUAAAGUCUGGUGCUACGUCCUUGCUCAAUUUUCAUUACAAUAGUGAGGGUUGGCGGCCUGCAUCCGACGAUCCAGUGUUGAGUCUUGUUGAUCCAUCGCUAUUUCCUUUGGUCUAUGGGAGAAGCCUUGUCUUAGCCGAUGAGGGAUACGUAGAUUUAAAAGACAUUUUUGGUUCAUACAAAGAUGCUACUAUCGCACCGGAACAUCUCGAUCGGCGAAUUGAGUCAAGAUUGGCUCAGCAGCAAGCUAACCAAGACCAGAGUGAUAGUGUACGGAUACCCAUUUAUCAGCCAAAUCAGAAGUUCUCUUGCUGGAGCUCCAACCAUCAAUGGCUUCCUUGCGAUGUGGAAUUUCUCAAUGAUACAGGCACAGACAUUCGUCUCGUGUCGUACAUUAACAACUUGCAUCCCGCUCACAAAACACUAUAUCGAGACGUCGAAAAAUUAAUUGCUUUUUCAAUACCAUUGUGGAAUGAUUGUCUAAUUCAAGGAAACCCCGGUCUCAAAGAUCCCUUUAACAAAGGACAGUUGGGACUUGUGCCAUUGCGAAUAGUCACCUACGGUAUUGAGUGGGAAAAUGAGCUUCCCGACUGGGCUGGAGAUUUUAAUGUCCCAUCAAAAGAGAGGAAGAUGAUGUACCGCGAGACACGACUGGAAAGUCUUCUUGAUGUCGCUGAGAAGGAGAAAAUGGAACUACCUCCUCUGAACUCACACUUAUGGCAGAAGGCUAAAGAUUAUCUCGAGUUUCCGGAGUACAAAAUUGGAUUAUUAACACCCUUUGCAGCGCCAGAAAACUGGACGGACCAACCUUGGCCUCAUAUGCUACAGAAGCUAAACCUUUCACUCCACUUCAAGCAUCCGGAACCGGGAACAGCAUUCACCCACGAAGAGUGGAGGUCUAGAGGAAACACUAACAAGGCAAUUAUAGACAUUGCCAGCGGACGGAAGCUCAGUUAUGGUGGCCAGAUUAAGAAGCCCAUGGUACCUGACUUUCGGCCCUAUAAGAUUAGUCUACAAGAUACAUUCCGGAAUCAAGGUCUGCAAGUUAUUGUUCAGAUUGACAGCAUUGAGCUCACGCCAGAUAAUCCAGUCUAUCGACCUGGUAGCUGGCAGCUCCCAGGACAGUUAAAUGAACACAUCGCGGCAAUGGCUGUGUUUCCAUACGACGUUCAGAAUGUUACGACUCCCCGGAUUGAGUUCCGCCAGGAGACUCCCAUAGACAAGCAGUCCUAUAGAUGCGAUGAGGAACCAGUGGCUCCAGGAGAAAAGAUAUACUAUGAUCAACGACUCAAGAGACCACUACAACGAUAUGGAAGACGUAACUUAGUGGAAAUCGAUGCUCUCACCCAAAUUUUGGGUUUCCCACCUUUACAUCUUUAUCACGAUCACCAGAAAGAAUCGGCUUUUCAAAAUAUCGGAUCUGUUGCCGCCCCGCAAGACCGUUUGAUCACCUUCCCUAAUGUUAUGGAGCAUCGACUCAGAAAAUUUAAACUGGUCAACCCUACUAUCACAGGUCAUUAUCGUGCGGUCAAACUCUACUUAGUAGACCCGCACUAUCGAAUCGGUCUGCGAGUUUCGGGAUUUUUCACUAUCGGCUUUAUAUUCGGACUUAAGAGAAUUGUCAAACAAGGAAACACCAUGAGCAAACUCCUCACCAUCCUCGGCGCCACUGGCAACCAAGGCGGCUCAGUCGCCAACUAUGUCGUUGCAGACCCUGUCCUAAGCAAAGAAUAUUCGAUCCGCGCAGUGACUCGUGACUCUAAUAAGCCAGCUGCUCAAGCACUAACAGCCAAGGGCAUCGAAGUUGUCCAAGGAGACCUCGACGACAUUGACUCCAUCAAAGCCGCAUUCAAGGGUGCGCAUACCGUCUUCGCAGUCACCACAACCAUUUACGACGACCAAUUGAAAGCGCGUGAAGUCCGUCAGGGAAAAGCCCUUGCUGAUGCUGCCGUUGAAGCAGGCGUCAAAUACUUAAUCUGGAGUACUCUGUCCUCACCAACACUAGAAUCAAAGGGCAAGUAUGCCAAAGUCGAAUCGUUCGAUUCUAAGUACGAGGUGGAAGAAUAUAUCCGCAGUCUUCCCAUCAAAAGUUCCUUUUUCGCGCCGUCGUCAUUUAUGCAGAAUUAUGCAUCCAUGAUGGCCCCUCAUCCUGUCGGCGAUGGCACCUUUGCGAUAUCAAAUGUUAUUCGACCAGAUACAAAGCUCCCGCAUAUUGAUAUCGAGGGUGACACGGGUAAAUACAUCGGUGCCAUCCUAGCUGAACCUGAGAAAUUCGAAGGAAAAGUUCUCUCAGCAGCGACUGACUUUUGGAGCCUGGAGGAGGCUGCGCAAAUUUUGACACGUCUCAGUGGCGAGACGGUCAAAUACAAUCAAAUUCCGGUCGAUGUGUUCAAAGGGUUUCUUCCACCGCACGGUGCCGAGUGUAUUACUGAGAUGAUGCUGUAUAGUGAAGAUGUUGGUUACUACGGAAGCGAGACAAAGGAAAAGGUGGCUUGGACAGCGAGUGUUGCUCGUGGGAGGCUUACGACUUUGGAAGAUUAUCUUGCUAAGAAUUUGCCAAAGUCUUUGGCAUAA
Talaromyces amestolkiae is the source of this 2943-nucleotide messenger RNA. RefSeq lists its product as uncharacterized. The transcript has 5 exons. The record is from RefSeq and is a predicted model, not a curated record. The coding region runs from base 1 to 2943 and encodes 980 amino acids. Lineage: Eukaryota; Fungi; Ascomycota; Eurotiomycetes; Eurotiales; Trichocomaceae.